Messenger RNA from Microbotryum saponariae, 8672 nucleotides. NCBI's taxonomy places the organism in Eukaryota, Fungi, Basidiomycota, Microbotryomycetes, Microbotryales, Microbotryaceae. The record is from the annotation of a GenBank genome assembly.
AUGGUCGAGCUGCGGUUGUUGAGGCGUGGUCGAGCUCCGAUCGCGUCCGUCCCACCACCACCACCACCACCACCACCGGCGGCGACGACGAUGUGCACGACUGGCAGUUCAUCGCACCACGACGCCAGGGACUCGAAGCCUAACAACUCACUGGACUAUCCCGAACGUACUUCGAGUCAUUAUCGACUUUCACCGUCACCUACACCUGAUCAUACGGGCAAUGUAGGAGGUGCUGCGGUGUUGGUGACGACCACAACCACGAUGACCACAAACACCUCGGCGAAUGGGCCUCCCCACCAGUUCACCUCGCGUCGCUCAACCUCAACUUCCACUGCUCCCGUAGCACCGUACGCGACUGGCCCGAAAGAGUCACCGAGGACGAGGAUCAUCAAGAAGCUUAUUCAGCAAAUCACAAGUCAGGUCAGUGCCUGUGAUUGGGGUGGACGGGGGAUGGCCGUACCCUCUGGGAAGUGCUCCCAGCUUCGACCGAAAUGGGGUCAGUGCUCCCUCACCGGUCCGCGUCGGCUCCGCGACAAGUCCGGGAGAGUGCCUGGAUAGGGGCGUAGAUCUGGGAGAGCGGGACUCUGCCAAAGAAAGAGUUUUUCACCAGAGGAGAGCCGUCUGACUCGACCUGCUGCUCUCCUGACACAGCUCCCAUCACAUUCGACCAGUCGACAUCCGACCGGGUCGGGAUAUCCGAGCGUCGGACAAAGGGUCACCCGGGAGGCAACGAAAGGACUGGAGGGGGUGUGCAAGAGUCCAGGUGCCAUUCAAGAGGUUCUAACAGGACUGUUAAGGGAACUCGAACGACCAGCAGGGAGUGGGAGAGGCGAUGGCGUAAGCUGGGUUUAUCACAGAAGCCUUUUCCUAAGCUGAUCAAAAGUUUGGUUUGACUCGCAGGCACGAAAUAUGUCGUCGGCGCCCUCGGCUCCGUUGCUCUCAUCGCUCAAUGUGCUGAGGUCGCAUUGCGAGCUAUUGAGGGUCACCACAAGCUGUCUUCUCGCUCAUUGGUGGUCGCAUGUUCAAAGAUCUUCAACAAGCACCGAACCGGUGCUCGAUCCUCCAGCCCUCGAUGAAAACCUGGCUCGGUCCCUGUUGAACGUUGUCGUUCCCACGGGAGCAUUUGUUCCCUCCUCGAUCUCUAUGUUGUCGGCGUCGCCUUCAUGUACUUCUUCUCUCGUCUCUCGUGUCUUUCGAUCCCUCGACUCGACGUCGUCAUCCCAGGUCGCGGACUUGAUCGACUCGCCCUUCUCGUCCUCUGAAACGCGCGAGGACCUGCGCUCCGACAUCCACCAUUACGCCGCUCUGGUGGUAUACUUUCUGUCGGCUUCGAACUGGACCCUGAUACAGAAUCUUCUCCGGCAAAGACUGGCGAGUCACUCCGGUCCCGGCGCAACUCCUAAUGAGCUGCCUUCGUCGAACGGGACCGCGAUGGAGUUCGAGGCUCAUGAUCUGAGGAUGUUGGAAAGUUGUUGCAUGAGCCGAAGUCGGCUGUCGGCUAUCUUUCAAGGUGAGCCCGGAGUUGAGGUUUUUUAUGUUUUUUGUUUUGGAAUGUCACGCCGAAACUGACGUCUCACUCCAUCGCUCGCAGACGUCUUCAAUGCCUUUCUUCACCUGCGCAAGCCUGCUCAGCUCGUUAUAGUCCUCGCUCUGCGGUCCUCGGUGUGGUCCUGGAUCACUUCUCGCCCCGAAGAAUAUCGGGCGAUGGUCCAGCUCGGUCGAAGACUCGAAGGUGGUUGCGAUAUGCUCUUCGAUCUGCUUUGGGCCCAAUCGGCAAUUCUCGUCCCCGACCCAUCUUCGAGCGCUGCGCUAUCAGCAUCAGCUUCGACGCCGACAAGCCAGAACCUAACACGACGGAUGAGCCCGACACCUACCAGCUCGUGGCCGACGAUGAUGAUGCUCUUGCUCUGCUGUCCCGACAUCGUGCAACAGCUGACAAAUGACGAGGACGCUGUGGCAACGGACAAGCCUUCGGGCGGAUACAGCAAGAAGAAGCAGUUCCUCGACGCCAUCAAGGCCGCGUUAUCGAAUUCGACAGGAGGGAGCAGCGAGUAUGCCCAGAAUGCGUGUGUUGAUCUAUUGAUGGCAUCGCAUCAGAUCGUCGAGCCAUCGAGCUCGAUUGCGGCCCUUGCGAGUGACUGUGCCAAGGUAUUCAUGACCAGCUUGAUGCAGGCCGUCAGCGAGUCCCCGAUCCAGAGAGCUACUUUGACGAGAUGCCUCGUUGCUAUCGCCAAAGUCCAGGUAAUGGACGAAGGCGAUCUCGUCAAAUUAUUCAGUCGUCUCAUGGAAACUGACUCGGCGCUCGCUCACCAACUCGGCACCGUCAACGCUUUGCUGAUCCUGUUCAGCGAUCACGGUUCCACCGAGUCGUGGUCGACGAUUUCGAAAUCGUUGUGCACCCUGUUCUCUUACGCGACUCGACUCCCCAGGCCGAUCCGACGAGCACGACAAGGCAGCGCGGGAGCGAUCUACACUGACCCUUCGACCGUGGCAGAGGACGCUUCACCAGUGUUGAUUCGCUCGAUGCUGGUUCUGUGGAGUAAAGCGCCCCAUCUCUUGAUCGCCGAUGCAGAAAUCACGCUCGUCGCGGUCGCAGAACUCGCACGCGAUCUGUUGGACGAAACGAUCGAUCGACUUGCGUUCGGGGUGAUUCUGGCGUGUUUCCAAUCGUUCGGGCAGCGAACCGGAACAGAGGACGAUACUGUCGACUGGUCUGAACUAGGCAAGAUCGUCGCGCAUCGUAUCUUGGAAGCCGAUGACGCGACAAUGUGUCAUUGUUUAUUGCUGCGCGUCAUGCUCGAGAUCAUCAAGCAGCCCCUUUCGAAGAAGGUGGGCGGUACUUGGAAGUGGUCGGAGGCAUUUUGGAAUGCGCUCGAGGCGAGUCUGCUCGUCUCGGCUCUGUCGCCCUCGGAUGAGACCAGCGAACUCGCACUUGAAUGUGCGCGCCAGGUCCUGCUUGUUCAUGGCGCAGCAGUCCCUUCUCGCUCGGUCGUCAAGCCGCUCGGACAGGCGAGGGACCUGUCGUCCAAGUCCGACACGUUGCGGCACCUCAAGCUCUACAUCCAGGAUCUGGACGAGGCGUCGAUGGGUCUCCUCAUCGCAUGGGACGAGCUGACUCGAAGAGCAGGCGACCUUGCCGCGAGCCAUAUCUUCCAUUCCCACCACACGUCACCUACUUCCUACGAAGGGUCGCCAAAUAUGGCCGCGUCCCUCGAACUGAACCACUGGUCGUCGUUGACGGGGUUGCUGCUGGUCAUGAGUUGGGUGUGUACGCGCAUGGCCGGAUCUGACGAAGGUAGCACGGGCCUCGUUGACUCUCGAAUGGCUCGACGCAACGAACGAGCAAGACAGGCCAACGCGAUCGUUUACGACCUAGUGGAACAAUCUGUUGUCGACGAUCCUAUCGUCCGAACUCAUGCAACAGAGCUGCUUGCGAACAACCUAGACGUACGACGAUUGGCGGGCUUCGUGAUGCAGCUCAAAAAGUCGGCACAGCGAUUGUCGACGACGGAUCAGCCCGACUCCGACUUGGAGGACGGUGUCUUUUCGAACAUGCUCUUCAUCACUCAGUCGCUCGUCAUUUUGCAAGCUCUCGUUACUCGAGUCGAUUCAAGUGGCCUUCAUCGGGACGUGUAUGCGCCAAUGGUCGAGGUCGUCGUCGUUUUCGCCGAAUUCAUCAGCACUUUAUCCAUCCAGGACGAGCGACUACGCCUACAAAGCAAGCUGUCGACGCUCUGCGAAAACGUGCAGACCAAGUCGGGUGAGCUCGACGAGAUCUCGGCACCAAAGCGAAUCAAGCUUGUGGAGUACCUCUAUCGCUGGAUCUCCGUCACCGACGAUAGAGCGGGCCAGCGCGCUUUCUCGGCCCUCCUCAAGGGACUCAAGCUACAAGCACCCGAUGGUACACCCGAUCGAGCCGUCUUCAACCGGUACUUCGAUCACUUCACCCGAGUGUUGACCGGUAUGGCCGGCGUCGAAGUGGAGUCUAGGAUUGCGGGCGACCUCAACCGGACCAAAGCGGCGCUGAUGGAGGGAUUUGCUGCGCUCCUGGCGUCGAAUCAGAAGAUGGCGAUGGCAACUAGAAGGAUCUCCGAAAUGACGUGCUCCAAAUUGCAAGACCCGCUCCGACACAUCUAUAUUGAGGUGCUCACACUCUUGUUAGCCCAGGGUGUCAAGUUUGACAUCGAUAAUGGUGCUUCAUCGACGGAUAGUGCCUACCGUCAGAUCUCCCAGCUCAUCCGACACAGUCCUUCCUCUUUGGCUCUGGCGUUGUGCGAAGUGUGCCCACCUGCCAAGUACGACAAUCUUAUCGAGGUCUUGCUGCGUAUCAUGUCGACUCCGUCUGCGACAGUCCGCUUCCUACGUGCCGUUAUCGCGGCAGAGGUCUCAGCGACCGAUCACGAGUCGACCUUGUUCCGAGGCAAUACUUUCGCUUCGAGGCUCUUGACGAUCUAUUCCAAGGUCCAGGGGUAUCGUUAUCUUCGGGAGACGCUCCGUGAAUUGCUGCUAGCGAUUUGCUCGAAGCCACCCGAGUUCAACUUGGUGAGUGCGCUGCAGAGUGCGACGCACCGAGAGUUGCCAGGCUGACUUUUGUGCGGGCCAUUUCACAGGAUUUCGACCCUCAUCGAGACUCCAGCGACGAGGAUGUCGCUUCGCGCAACUUGAUCCAAGUCACCGAGGCCUUCCUCGUCCGCAUCGCCCAAUCGGCCGACGCAGCGCCGGACACGAUUCGAGAAAUUUGCGCGCUCAUCGCCGAGGCCGUCGGAGCGCGCUUCCCCGAAUCCGUCUUUACCGCCAUUGGAGGCUUCAUCUUUCUACGUCUCAUCAACCCUGCCAUUGUGUCACCCGAAAUGAUCGACCUCGACCUCGUCGACCAGGCCGCUGGCACCGACGCACGGGAGGUCCGCAAGGGCUUGGUAUCGGUUAGCAAGAUCUUGCAGGCGCUCGCCAACAAUGUCCGCUUCGGAGCCAAAGAGCCCGGAAUGCGCGCCAUCAACCCCUUCAUGGAUCGCAACAUCUUCACCAUGACAAGCUUCCUCUCGUCCAUGUCGCGUCCACCGAGUGCACAGCGGAUCGAGACCCUCGACACGGCCAAUCAAGAUCGACUGAGCCCUGCGAAUCUGGCGUUCUUGCAUUCGUUCCUCGUCGAUAAUUGCAGCAAGAUCGGAUCAAAAUUACUCAACUACCCCGACUGCGAUGCAAACGAUCUUUGGGAGACGUUGACGGGCCUCAUUGCGGCUUUGGCUCCGGUCAAACAGGCCGAAUUGGACCUGUGUCGACCUGGCGAACGGACAAACGAGACGCUGGCGUCCUUUAUGGCACAGAAUGCGUUCCGGAUCAAUCAAAACGAAGCGAACAAGUGGUCAGAGGUCUUCUAUCGUUCUCCUGUGACGGCUCAUCCGAGGGCGGCUCUUUUCGUCUACUGUCCCAGGAGGAUCGACGCUGAGACGGUUGAUGUCGAAGGCCUCACAUUUUGGGCCCUGCACUGCCUCACGACCUUUGAGACGGAGCAUUGGGAUAUCCUCAUCGACCUGACGGGGAUUUCGAAUGAUAACAUCCUCAGCCCUGCUCACAUGCAGCGCUUUCUCCGCUUCGUGCCGGAACCGAUCGUCAAACGUCUCUCGCAAGCGGUGCUGUUCUCGCCUAAUUUUUGUGCCCAGGCCUACCUGCGCCGGGUGGAGACUCGAAUGGGCUCAUUCGAUGUACGAAUGGUCGUGGCAUGUUACCACUUGGAGGAUUUGGCCCGCUUUCUUCCUACUUCGGCCCUUCCAGCUUCGACUUUGGCGCUCGCAAGGGAGCCUCGAGUCACUUAUAAUCGCAUCACGCUCAAGCAUCCCGUGAGGGUCGAAGUCCCCGUCUUGCUCCAACUCGGUUCGACUGCCGCCUAUCUCACCACCGUCAAACCCCAUCCGAUCGCGUGGGACCUCACUUCAGUGUUCUGCGAAAUGGCGCCGUUCGACAUGAUCGACGAUGUGCGAUUGAUGAACACGAACCGGUACGGCGAUGAGAUCAUGGUUCGCAUGCGAGAUGGGGACGGGGACAAGUCAUGGACGCUACUCAUCGAAUCGGAGGCUGCCGAGAUCCUUGAAGAGCUUCGGGCUCGGUGUACUGCCUCGUCCACCAAGGCACUACUCGUAACUCAAGCCAUCUCCAGCAUGCGCAGCAAUCGUUCCCCUCUCGCUUGUAUCUCAACUCUGGCUAUGGUGUCCUGCACCUCGCCAGAUGCAGAACUUCGAGCGGAUGGAUACAGGCUCGCUCGAGCUCUAGGCAAGGCGCUUGGCGCCUUCGAAGGCAUGUCGGAUUUGUCGAGUGAGUACUGGCUUGAAAUCUUUGCGUUUCAUAUGAUAUUCACUAGCUGAUGCCUUCAUUAUGUUCAGGCUCCUACCUACCCUCAGGAGACCUUGUGCACCUUUCGUCCCUGAGCGAAACCCUAUCGGCAGUGAUGCCUCCGCAACUCGCCCUUGAUGUCGUUGAAGGACUGGUUGAAGUUAUUGCGAGGACAGGGCGUUCGCUCACCCAAGCAAUCGGAUCGAUCUACGCCCUUCGUUCGUGGCUACAUCAUCUCCCUAGCGCGUUGCUCGUACCGACCGAGCAGAUCUCCAAAGUCCGCCUUCGACUACGGCACAUCUUCCGCACGCUGCUGCGCAAAUCGGUCGAGGAUCCUCACCUGGGCGCCGCGCUGACGGCCAGGUUCUGGCCCGCCAUGGGGAGGCUUGAAGCGGUGCAUGAUCUCGUUCUCGACCAGGCGUUGGAUCUUGUACCCCGAGAAGACUUGAGUGCUAGCGAAGCUGCCGCGGCGAAGUAUGGGGACGUGCUUGCCACCUUAGCUGCAAGUCCUUCAUUCAGGGGCCGAGUCCUGGGGCGAAUUCGACGAGCUUUGGCUGAGAAAGCCGCCGCAGUGACCACAGCUGUGCCGUCCACCCCGCCGAACGCGGCCCAGACUAAGCAAGACCUUCUGAUCGCCGUCGCAUUGCGCUUCGACCUGUCGCUAUCGUUCGAGGCGAAAGUUUCGACGCAGAUCCUCUUACCCGAGAUCGUACACAUCGUCAUGUGUUUGGCCGGCGAAGGCUCGAUCUCGCACCGGCAGACGCUCCGACAGCUCAUACAGAACACCAUCUCGAGCCUAGCCCUCGACGAACAGGCCGAUCGCAAGCGACUGUCGGACCUGAGCAAAGCGUUUGAAAGCGAGGCCGUGCUCGAGCUGAUGGGCCUUCGGUCACGAGGGGCGGGCGCUGUGGCGGAUUGGGACGUCUUGCGCCACGGCGAAAGAUUGGCGACAGCAUUGGGCGAGAUCAUCGAGGCUGGUGCGCCGGGCACGGACACUGAGAACGCGUGGCGGACUCGAUGGGCGAGUCUUACGUCGACGCUCUGCUUCCAGUACGACGCGGCUCUCCAGGGUCGUGCGGUCGCCACGCUGUCGUACCUCGGUUCAACGGCUCUCGACGAUGAUGUCGUCUUCCAGCUCCUCACUACCCUCUCCAAUGCGAUUCGUUCGCCUGAUGGAGUUGAGCUUGCGGUUUUACUGACACGCUGUCUAUCCAAGACGCUUCAGUCCGAGUCCAAGUUUUUGCUCGCCACAACCGAAACCGGCAUGGCGUUACUUCUCGCCCGACCCUCGCUCGUGAGCCGGCCCGCCGUGGCGCUUUUGGCCGUGGCGAUCGAAAAGCUGCAGAUCAGCGGGGCGUUCAUUGACACCGGGGCACUUGAGAUGCUGGGUGAGCUGUGGCUCGCUCACGAUGUCCAAUCGAUGCCCGCACAGAUAGGCGUCAGCUUUGAACUUGAUCUGGGCUUUGCUCUCGCUUCUUUGCUCGCUCGGCUUUCGAUGGACGCCAAGACGGCUUCGGACGCGACGUACUGUUUGUUGUCAAUCAUUCAUCACUCUCAUCCAUUGGUCGAGGAUAAUCAGGAGGUGCCAAAGCAACUGUCUCGCUGGCUGGGACCUUUCAUCGCGUUGCUUCCAACUAUGGUCGACCAAGGUCGCCUGCCCGAGCUCCUGUCUGCGGCACGCAUCGACACACCGCCGGGAGUCUCGAACAUGCCUGCUAUCGCAGCAAAGCUAGAGAUCCCUGACCAAAAUGCCGUGAGCAUGUAUGCAAAGGUCUUCUAUCAGCUCGCUUUUGCUGAUCCUUACUGUCAUCUUUCUCAGGCCUUGAUGUGCCUCGCUUUGUCCACGCGGUUGCUCGAAGACAUGACGGCUUCCGAUGCGGCGGCAGCCGCCCUCUUCCAUGUCAUUGCUCGGACUCUGACACUAUAUCCGGAUCUUGAAAGCUUAUUGUGAGUGCACUCGACGCAUCUUGUGUCACGAGACUGCCUGCUCAAUUUUUCGAUCAAUCUUUUACUCGGCAAGCAGUUCGGAGACCCUUGCUCGCACCCUCGACACUUACCUCUCCCGGCUCGGCUCCGACCCGCUCUUGUACGACGCGAUGAACUCGAUCCCAUCGGGACCUACCGCUUCCAACUUUUCCGAUGCCGUCUUGCUUGAUCAACUGAAUCGUCUCGGCUUCGGUUCGCUCGCCCCUACCUUCAAGGCUGCGCGAGGUCGUUACUCGAUCGACGGAGGUGGGAAUGACUGGACCUCAACGACGGACGAGGAUGUUGCUCAAGGUCUUAUCUCGGACCAAGACCGAGCCAAUCUAAUUUCAACCAUCAUCACUCAAGCUUUGGCUGCUUAA